UCUGAAACUUGAUUCUGUUUUACUUGAACUAUUCAUGAAGCUUCUCAGUGUGGGAGUAGGGAAUGGGGAGAGCUACCAGCCACUCUCUCCUUCUGUGAGAGGGGGUUGAUGAGACUGAAAAGGAGAGACUGCCAAGAGAUGUACUUGAGUGGGAGGAGACUGCUCUGCCAAAAGCCAGCCUUGAAUGUUAUUCUCUCAAAAGAUACCUCAGAGUCAGUGUCCCUCCUCUGGCAGGUCUUCAUAAUGCUGAAUCCAAGUUCAUGUCCAGCCACAUUCUGUUAAGGAAUAUGACAAAACUGAAGAUAUACUUGUGGAAAUAGCUACAGCUGGACAGGGUCAAGAGGUGUAUUCCCAUGGAUGAUUCAAGCCUAUCUAGCCCUGUUGAUGUAGACAAAGGCUUUGCCAUUGCCUUUGUUGUUCUUCUGUUUCUUUUCCUAAUAGUGAUGAUUUUUCGCUGUGUUAAGUUGGUGAAGAAUCCCUAUGAGGCUAGUCUCCCAACCACAGAACCAUCUUUGAGCUGAAUUAUGAAAAAGUCUGGUAGACUCCACCUCACAGAAGAUUUAAAACUUUUUAUACCAAGGAUGGACAUCCAGAUUUUAUAUUAUUUCACCUCCCUAAUUCUCAGCUUUCUCACUCUUGCAUUCUACAAUAGACACAUGAGGGUGACUUGAGCAUAAUAAAAAGGAUGAAA
Molecule: messenger RNA, 691 nt
Organism: Phyllostomus discolor (pale spear-nosed bat)
Lineage: Eukaryota; Metazoa; Chordata; Mammalia; Chiroptera; Phyllostomidae
Gene: CTXND2
Product: cortexin domain containing 2
Exons: 3
Coding region: 354-521 (55 amino acids)
Source: RefSeq, a predicted model, not a curated record